Verticillium dahliae VdLs.17 is the source of this 3039-nucleotide messenger RNA. RefSeq lists its product as uncharacterized. Gene Ontology annotation, biological process: nucleolar large rRNA transcription by RNA polymerase I. Bases 1 to 3039 code for a protein of 1012 amino acids. Gene Ontology annotation, cellular component: RNA polymerase I core factor complex. The transcript is spliced from 3 exons. The record is from RefSeq and is a predicted model, not a curated record. Lineage: Eukaryota; Fungi; Ascomycota; Sordariomycetes; Glomerellales; Plectosphaerellaceae. Gene Ontology annotation, molecular function: RNA polymerase I transcription regulatory region sequence-specific DNA binding; RNA polymerase I general transcription initiation factor binding.
AUGGCGUGCCGACGCUUCAUGCGAGCAGGGCUACAAGCCAAGCCAGAUGUGUGGUACCCUUCAUCCACAACGGUCAAGCCAAACGCCAUCAGCUGGGAUCUGCAGAAACAGCACAAGCGAUGGCUGGCCGGCACUCACCCAGAGGCAUUCACCGGCAUGUCCGAUCUCCUUUCAGACCUCAUGUGCGAGUCCAAUGACGCCACGCGGUCUGCGAAUCAUCCUCUCCUGGCGAUCGGCCAGAUGGCCAAUCUCACGGAUCCCCGACGCCCGCGCGUCAGACCUGUCAUCGCCAUGGCUGCAGGCGAAUCCGGACAGCUCCUUCGUCUUUGUGCUCUUCGAGACUCGACGUGGCGCUGGGGCACGCAUCAGAGCCCCGCACUCCAUCGACUACACCUUGACGCCGACGACGCCGACGAGGUGGCCCAUUGGGCGCAUGACGACAGCCCCAUCUUGCAGGUCAAGGCAGCAAUGAGCUUGGUGGGAAAUGAGCCCUCGCGCUACAUUAUUGUGCAGAAGAAACUGGCAACAACGGUCCUCAAGCCACAGUAUCGGACGAUUCCUGUGGCUAGGGAACAUUCAGGCGUGGGAGAGGAUCGCGAACGGCCCUCACGAAUCGACCCAAAGCCUGUCAUGGUGGUCUCGAGUCACGACACUGGAGGCCGCCCACAUGCUGAUGUUUCUUACUGCCCAGGGUCGGAGGGCAAGCCGGAACUUUUGGCCGUGGUAGACGACUUUGGAUAUUGGUACGUGUGGGAGAUGCAGGGCCGGUUCAAAGUCACGCGUCCCGGAUUGGAGCCCGAUCUUCGAUUCCACGGCCACAUUGAGCAGGGAAUAUUCGACGUUACGCCAACACAGACCGAGACGACAAUGCUGGCGGCGACGCACGGCAUAUUGUGGAUCGGCACUUCCGGGUCAGACUGGAAUCACUGGGACGCUGCGCUGGUGGCAGCGGUGGACUCUGGGGGCAUUCCUCCAAGCGCUUCCUCGCGAGCUACGGCUUUCAUUGUUUGGAGUCAAAAACAACUUGCACUUGUUGACUUGCGAACUGUCACAUCAACCAUUCUCGACUGUCCAGUACGGACAACGCCCAAAGACUUGAUCCUUGAUGUCAAACAAAACCCUGCCAACCAGCGCCAAAUUUUCGUCCUGACGACUACGAGCUUGUUCUGGAUUGAGAUUUCUCCGCCAGUGGCAGCUGGCCAGACCGCAAGUGGACCCAGGAUUCUCCUAUCGUGCGCCCACCUACGUAGCGCCAACAAUCGAUUUCUGAAGCUGAAGGUGCAUCAUGGCUGGUCGAGCCUCGGCGACGAUGCUAGCCUUGUUUGCUUACAUUCAAGCCGCAAUCCCGAUAUCGAUAUUUACGCCUUCAGCACACACGAGACGACGAGCCUGCCUCAAUUCCAGCAUCACAUGGUCCGCGUACCGGGCAUUGGCCAAGGAGAGGAUGAGAAUGGCCUCGAAAUGCAGACUUUUUGCCUCGCACCAGCCAUUUUGACCGCCUCCACGCCCUCGACGGGCCCCGGAGCAGCACACAUGGACCGUGACGACCAUUUUUGGCAACUAUUUGUCCUGAAUCAAGAUCUUGGUUUAAAAUGCUCGCUGGUGGUGGCCACAUCUAGUUCUCACGAUGACGUUCGCGUUCCUAACACGCUCAAGGUGACGGGAAAGAAGAGAAAGAUUGUGAAUCAGCGAAGAACAGCCUUCAUCCAGCAGCUUGCCGAAGUUUUUGCGGUGCCAGACGCCUUUGGCGAGAUGGAUGAACUCUUCCGACUCAGGCAAGGCGCUGGCGGGGACCUAGCACUCAUACAGGAUGGUCCAGGCUCCGCACGACGUUGGCCAAGGAGCAAGGUUGAGGGCAUCGACCUGCUGUUCUUCCGCGUGGGAGUUUCGAUGGAGACGGUGGCGAUGGAGAGUCGAAGGGUUGAGGCUAAAGGCCCCUUUCAGGGCUUCGACCUAAUCCAUCGGGCAGUGGCACAAUGCCUCGGUAUGGAGGACCAACAGCUGCCGCUGAGCACAUUGCGAGACUAUCAGCCCGCAAUGGAAGCUCCUCCGAUCGACGAGGCCGACGAAGAAGCUUGGGAUGCGCAAUUGCAUGAAUUUUACGGUCUCAACGACCAGCGAAUUGUCAUCCAGUCAACGGCAGCCCGCUUCUUUGGCCUACCUGCGGAUGCCAAUCUCUCCUUCUCAGCUUUGCGGCGACAUUGCGAAGAGCUUUGGCCGGCCACAGAUGCCUCGGCUGAGGCACAGAUCUCGAGACGGCUCGCGCUGGCAGAAACGGUCGAGGCUUCGAUAAGGUCCCUCGUCGGUGUUAUGGCUUUUGAUUUUACCUCAUCCGAAACCCACGACGGGCUCACAUCUUGGGUGCCGGAACCGAAAGGACCGAAACAACCAUCGCAGGCGGUGUCUUCGCAGCGGACGGUCUAUCCGACACCCCGCGCCACGGCCUCUGUAUCUCCCGGCCCUUCGUCGCAUUUCGAGAGCUCACAGCUUGAGAGCUCUCAAUCUCAAACAUCACAGCUAGCGUCUCAGGAGAAGAGUGUCCCGGGCGCGCUGCAGCGGCUCAGCAUGCUCGCCCGUCACGUCAACAAGGAGGCCAAGAUUGCAGGCCCGCCUCACCCAGUUCUUUCGUACUGGCCAGAAGAGCGUGGCGUGCCCAUGCAGGAAUACCAGUCGAGCGUCCUCAUGGCCUCGUCUCAGCGGUUGGAGGCCGUCCGAAGUCGAUUCCAGCGGAUAGAAUCGAGGCGACAGAAGCGUAGCCGCAUCAUGGACGGUUCUUCGCAGGCUGCGAUCCAGGAUAUUGCAACGUCGUCUCAGAUGCCCCGGCUACCUUCCUCGCCGUCCAUGCCGGCUCGCUCGCUGGUCUUGCCGCCGGCCGUUUCACAGCAGCCCCAGAUCGCGUUCCGACCGCUGUUGCCGUCAUCACAGAUGCUAAGCUCAUCGCAGCUGGCGCCGGCUAUGAUCAUGUCGCAGACAGUGCCAGGGAUACAUGGGCGGCGGCCGCAGGGAAAGAAGAAGGCGAAGCGGAGGGGUGGAUUUUAG